AUGGAGGGAACCAGGCAAACCAGGAUCUGUCGUCCGCACAAGAUAAGUGAAUCCUCAAAGGUGUACAGGUGGGAUGACCACUCCAGUGUAGUUCUUCAGAGCCUGAAUGAGCAGAGGCACCGAGGCCUCUUCUGUGACAUUGUCCUCGUGGUGGAUGAGCAGAGAGUCCCUGCCCAUCGCAACCUCCUCGCUGUUUGCAGUGACUACUUCAACUCUAUGUUCACCAUUGGUAUGCGAGAAGCCCACCAAAAGGAGGUUGAACUUUUUGGAGCCUCUUAUAUUGGCCUUAAGGCUGUAGUGGAUUUCCUUUAUGGCAGUGAGCUGUCUUUAGAUGGAGGCAAUAUCGACUAUGUGCUUGAGACAGCUCACCUGCUGCAGAUCUGGAAGGUGGUUGACUUCUGUUGCGAGUAUCUGGAGAAUGAAGUCAGUGAGGAGAACUAUUUGUACCUGCAGGAGCUAGCCUCAAUUUACAACCUGAAGCGCCUUGACUCCUACAUUGAUUCUUUCAUCUUGCAGAACUUCGGCACGCUGUCUUUCACCCCGGACUUCCUGCAGAACAUUUCCAUGCAGAAGUUGUGCCAAUACCUGGACAGCAGCAACGUGCAGCAGGAGUGCGAGCACGACUUGCUUCAGGCUGCCUUGCAGUGGCUUACCCAGUACCCGGAAAGGGAGAACGAGGCUUACCAGGUUCUGGAUAACAUUCAUUUUCCCUUGAUACCUAAAAGUGAUCUCCUCCAUCGAGUGAAGCCUGCUGUCUGCUCUCUUCUUCCCAAAGAAGCGAACUGUGAAGGGUUCAUAGAGGAAGCGGUGACCUACCAUAACAAUGUCACGGCUCAGCCGGUGCUGCAAAACAAACGGACAGCCCUACGGACCUGUGAGGAGAGGCUCCUCUUUGUGGGUGGGGAGGUUUCUGAGCGGUGCCUGGAACUGAGUGAUGACACCUGCUUCUUGGACGUCCAAAAGGGGCAGUGGGUAGCAGAAACCCCUCUCCCAGCCAGACGAAGUCACCACUGUGUUGCCGUCUUAGGAGGCUUCAUCUUCAUAGCCGGAGGCAGCUUUUCAAGAGACAAUGGAGGGGAUGCAGCUUCAAAUCUCCUAUAUAGGUAUGAUCCCCGCUGUAACCAGUGGAUAAAGGUUGCCUCCAUGAGACAACGCCGUGUAGAUUUCUACCUGGGAGCUAUUACUGACAUGCUGGUAGCUGUUGGUGGCAGGAAUGAAAAUGGGGCACUUUCUUCAGUUGAGACCUACAGUCCUCAGAAGGAUUCAUGGUCCUAUAUAGCAGGCUUGCCAAGGUUUACCUAUGGCCAUGCUGGAACAGUCUACAAGGAAUUUGUGUACAUUUCAGGAGGCCACGAUUACCAGAUUGGCCCCUAUAGAAAAAACCUGCUGUGUUACGAUUACCGCACAGAUGUUUGGGAGGAGAAGAGGCCGAUGAUCACUGCCCGAGGGUGGCACAGCAUGUGCACCUUACAGGACAAUAUCUACUCCAUUGGAGGCAGCGAUGACAACAUAGAAACCAUGGCGCGUUUUGACAUUCUGAGUGUGGAGUCAUACAGCCCCCAGUGUAACCAGUGGACCAGAGUUGUUCCUCUGUUGCAAGCAAACAGUGAGUCAGGGGUGGCAGUCUGGGAAGGCAAGAUAUAUAUCCUUGGAGGCUACAGCUGGGAAGAAACGGUCUUCUCCAAAACAGUCCAGGUUUAUGAUAAGGAGAAAAAUAAGUGGUACAAAGGAACUGACUUACCCAAAGCAAUUGCUGGUGUGUCUGCAUGUGUCUGUGCAUUGAAACCCAAAACAGAGGACAAAAAGAAAAAGACGAAAACAAAAAAACAUCAAGAUCGAGGAAGAUGACUACUUCUGGCUAACCACCCUUGGAUGGUGGGCUCCGAAAGGACCUUGUGUUUAGUCAUUUCUAUCUAACCCUGAUUCUUUCUUUUUCUUUUUAAAUGGGGGGUGGAGGCAUCUUCUCAAGCCUCUGAAAAUGUUUAGUUGAAUGUGGGGUUUGGAUUAAGCUCAUGUUUAAGGU
Molecule: messenger RNA, 2023 nt
Organism: Opisthocomus hoazin
Lineage: Eukaryota; Metazoa; Chordata; Aves; Opisthocomiformes; Opisthocomidae
Source: RefSeq, a predicted model, not a curated record